ACGAUCGUUUUCACGAAUUAAUCUGCACAAUCCGUCUCGCGUGUCGCACCUACCUCAUUCACCCCCCGCCACCCCUCCCUCUUGAUCGUCGCACGAGCAAACGUUUAGCAGAUACUCCUCGCGUUCGUGCAUGUGCAUGUGCAUGUGCAGCAUAAAUCCCCGUGUAAAUACACGUGUAAACACACAUAUACGUGCGUGCGCGCACGCGUCUCGUGUGAACGUUCCGUUCGUAUGCAACCAACCGCUCCGCGGUACAUCCGCGUACGGACACCCCGAAUCACCCGCGACGUUCCGCGGUAUAUUUCCAAUCCUCCGUUUCGGAGCCACGGGAGCCUUGAGAUUUCAAUUUUGCGGGGAUUUCCCCGAGCGAUCGCGCGAACCGCGCGUGACUCGACGCUGGCUGGCGCAUGCCGCGCGGUCCUCCUUCCGGAUCGCCUCGCCGCGAUGAGGGUGAGGGGUUGUUGCUUCCGGUGAGCUGUGACGUUGUGCCAGCGAGGCGAGCGCGGGUCAGCGCGGGUUCGCUCGCGAACCGGUCGGUGCACCGUGAUUCGUGAUCCGACGACGGAUCACGCACGCAUCGAGAGGAUGCACCCGCAGCGUGCCGCGAACGACGACGUCUCGCGACGGACCCCGACGCGUUUCUUAAGAACUGGAUCGGGACUGGUAGAAAAGGUAAGGGAAGGAAGAUAAACGGAGUAAAGGGGUAAAGAGGAGGCUCGGAGGGUUCAGUUAAGGGCGGAGGAAGUGUGCAAUGGUGAAUGUGGUGGUUGAUAAGUGGCGCGGGACACAAUCAGCGGCACGAGGCAGCGGAUUGGUGAACCUCUCGACUCUCCCGCGGACCAUCAUCCCCGUGGCGAGCAACGGAGGGUGGAUAUCGAGCACCCUGCUGAGGGAUCAUAAAAAGAACGUGACUCCUACGGGAAGAAGUAGGCGUCACGCGAGGUGGACCAAGGAGGCGGCGCGGGGAGCAGCAGCGAAAAAUCGGAAGCAAUAAAAGGUCCUCGUGACGGAGGGGCUUCGCACGGCCCUGGCGCGACUGCGGCACUGUACCCCUGCGGGGGGAUCGCUGCCGAAUACACCGAAUCCACCGUCCACCCCGGAACACAAGUCCCAAGGGUGUACGAGGAAUCGCGAAUCGGCAACCAGAUGUGGCAGUUUGGGGAAUAACGCGUGUGACACGGGGGAUACAUCGCAGUCGCAGCCAUCGCGAGGACAGCAUGGAGUCGACGGCGGGCGGGACGGUGAUCUUCUAUCGUCCGCGAUCCGACGGUUUAACUUCAAAUCGGCCGGCGGCAGCCGUAGCUGCCGCACGGUGCCGAAGGUCGUGGUCAUGGGCUCCAGCACGGCGUCCGAGACCACGAUCAACACGAGUACUGACAGCGCCAACACCAUGCUCACCAUGGUAACGACGACAGACGGGGAGCAGCCAGACGACAGUUUCGAUCUAAUCGACGUGCCGGCCGAAAUGUCGCCUCCCGCUACGGCCCCGUCGCAACAAUCGUCCAUCCAUCCCGCCGGUCAUCGGGGACAUCCCGACGAAACGAUCGGGGGCAGUCAUACCUCGUCGCCGGCGUCGCCUACGUCCCCGAUUUCCGUCGCGGCGCCGGCGAACCAAACCACACCACCGUUACCGCUUCCGUCGACGCCUACGACCCCACUUUGCGGCUUCGACGGGACCGAGGUCGCCGGGCCCUCGGGCUGCUGCAUGCGCUCGGGUCAAUCCGACGGUAACAGUAAAACGAACACCGGCUCCUCCAACAAUCAGAAACACAACGCGAGUAACGGCGCCGAAGGCGCGACGAAUCUUCCGGCACCCACGCCGAUGGCCUCCACGCAUCAGGAGAUCAGAUUUACCUUCGGCGGCAGCGGCAGAACCCCACCUCUUCCGGAUCUCAGAGCCUCAGAUUUCUUUAGCACUCCCGUGAGGGGUUCGGUGGACGCGGGUCAACCCAGUUCGGCCGAUACGCGGUCCUCGAUUCGAAAUCUGGCGGCUGCCCAGGAGAAGCAGAACGCCAGGAUGGGAUAUCAGAGCGAUUACGCGGCCGGCGGAAAAGUCAACUCGGUUCAGGUGAACGCGCUGGAGAAGGGCACGACCGAGCACAGGCGUAGCCAGAAGAGGCCCAACAUCAACGUUACGACCAAUCCGCUCGAUAUAUCGCUCAUGAACGCGACCCAACCGUGCAACACCCAAGGCUGUAACAUCCAGAGUAGCGCGAGUACGAAAUCGCGAGGACGAUCAACGGAAUCUCAUCCACUCGUUUCAGCCAUUCAUUCAUGGGUCAGGCUCUUUUUCCCGUUUUGCGCAAUAGGCGGAAGUGCCGGCGGCAGUAGCAAGCGAUCAACCCAGGCGACAAUCGUGGUGCAACAGCCGUCCUUGUCGCUGGACGGCGCGCCGGCGGCGACGAUUCUGCUGCACCCGGACAACGACGUCAGGCGACGCGAGGAGAACAUGCGGCAGCUGCUUGACGUUGCCAACACCCUCACCCUGCAGGAGAUACACGACUUCGAGAUGAGAUACGGAAGCCCUCAUCAUAGCCGAUCGCAGUCGGUGAAGGCCCCCGGGAGUCGCGCCUCCGGUCGGCCGAAUUACCUGUGUCUUCCGCAACAGAGAUCGCGAGUGGCGAGUAUGCCGAAUACCGGUGUGGAGGAGGAGUACUACAGAUUACGGCAUUUCAGCAUCACGGGCAAGGGGGUGGUAAACCGGGGCGACUCCCUAAAGAGCCGCAGAUCACGUUCUAACAAUAGCGUAGCAUCCAGCAACUCUAGCCUUUCUUCUAUUCGACGCAGCACGGAACACCUGACUGCCUCGUAUCCAGGAUCGGCGCGAAAUUCGGCGGCGGGCUCGUUGGCGAGUUCGAGGGAGAGCAGCGCGUCCCAAGGCCCGGCGCCGUAUCGCGUCCUCAUGCUGGGAGCCCCCGCCGUUGGCAAGAGCUCGCUGGUGUCUCAAUUUAUGACUUCCGAGUACCUGCACGCCUAUGACACUUCGAUCGACGACGAGUCCGGCGAAAAGACCGUCAGCGUGCUCUUGGCUGGCGAGGAAUCGGAAUUGACUUUUAUCGAUCACCCCUGUGCCGAAAUGGCGCCGGAAAAUUGCAUCUCGACGUACGAGCCGCACGCGUACUGCGUCGUCUACUCUGUGACCGAUCGGCCGUCGGUGCGCGUCGCCGAAGCUGUUCUCCAAUCCUUAUGGCGAAGCGAUCACGUAUCCGCGAGGGCGGUCAUCCUCGUGGGGAACAAAGUCGACCUCGUUCGCAGCCGAAUGGUAUCGACCGAAGAGGGCAAAUCCAUGGCGACGUCUUACGAUUGCAAAUUCAUCGAGACGUCCGUCGGAAUUAAUCACAACGUCGACGAGCUGCUGGUCGGCCUGCUCACGCAGAUUCGCCUGAAGCUGGAGAAUCCCGAGAGGACCAGGGAGAUGUUCCGGAAGAGGUCGCGGAAGAACCGCAGCAAGUCGCCGCUGGGCUCGUGCUCGGAGAACAACUCGCCUAAGAAGUAUCGCGGUAGUAGGACCAGCACCAGCCUGAAGGUGCGCAAUUUACUCGACAAGGUCUGGGCGCGCGACAGCAAGUCGAAGAGCUGUGAGAAUCUGCACGUUCUAUAAAAAAAUUAAAAAAAAAAGAAAAA
Molecule: messenger RNA, 3624 nt
Organism: Monomorium pharaonis (pharaoh ant)
Lineage: Eukaryota; Metazoa; Arthropoda; Insecta; Hymenoptera; Formicidae
Exons: 12
Coding region: 1331-3601 (756 amino acids)
Cellular component (GO): plasma membrane
Molecular function (GO): GTPase activity; calcium channel regulator activity; GTP binding
Source: RefSeq, a predicted model, not a curated record